Messenger RNA from Physeter macrocephalus (sperm whale), 905 nucleotides. Its product is annotated as histone H2A type 1-C-like. Bases 56 to 448 code for a protein of 130 amino acids. Lineage: Eukaryota; Metazoa; Chordata; Mammalia; Artiodactyla; Physeteridae. Gene Ontology annotation, biological process: heterochromatin formation. The transcript is spliced from 2 exons. The record is from RefSeq and is a predicted model, not a curated record. Gene Ontology annotation, cellular component: chromatin; nucleosome. Gene Ontology annotation, molecular function: DNA binding; structural constituent of chromatin; protein heterodimerization activity.
AGUAGUGUUUUUUUUUUUUUCUUUUCUGGUUAAUUUCCGUUUUGUUUAUUUUGCGAUGUCUGGACGUGGUAAGCAGGGUGGUAAGGUACGGGCUAAAGCGAAGUCUCGCUCUUCGCGGGCCGGUCUCCAGUUUCCUGUGGGCCGAGUGCAUCGCCUGCUUCGUAAAGGCAACUAUGCUGAGCGGGUUGGGGCUGGCGCGCCGGUGUAUUUGGCAGCGGUGUUGGAGUACUUGACGGCCGAGAUACUGGAGUUGGCCGGUAAUGCGGCGCGCGACAACAAGAAGACUCGCAUCAUCCCGCGCCACCUGCAGCUGGCCAUCCGCAACGAUGAAGAGCUUAACAAACUGCUGGGCCGCGUGACCAUCGCUCAGGGUGGGGUCUUGCCGAACAUCCAGGCGGUGCUGUUGCCUAAGAAGACCGAGAGCCACCACAAGGCCAAGGGCAAGUGAUUUGACAGGGAUUUGAGUUUUCGGAUAGUGCUUUCAAACCCAAAGGCUCUUUUCAGAGCCCCCCACUGUCUCAAAGGAAGAGCUAACACCGCUUGGAAUAUUAAGGAAAAAGAAGGUUUCAAAAGCUUCUCACUACAAAGAGACGCCUAGAUCCAGAGUGUCUGUCAAAACUCAUCAAUUCUCAGAAAUAAAUGGAUUGGCAUCUGUGUUCUGACAUCAUUGAUUGAUUCCGCACCUGCAAAUUUUUUCCUAUUAAAAACGUACUCUGGGGCUUCCCUGGUGGCGCAGUGGUUGAGAGUCCGCCUGCCGAUGCGGGGGACACGGGUUCGUGCCCCGGUCCGAGAGGAUCCCACAUGCCGCGGAGCGGCUGGGCCCGUGAGCCAUGGCCGCUGAGCCUGCGCGUCCGGAGCCUGUGCUCCGCAACGGGGAGAGGCCACAACAGUGAGAGUCCCGCGUA